Messenger RNA from Eremothecium cymbalariae DBVPG#7215, 1683 nucleotides. RefSeq names its product serine C-palmitoyltransferase LCB1 (gene LCB1). Gene Ontology annotation, molecular function: pyridoxal phosphate binding; serine C-palmitoyltransferase activity. The record is from RefSeq and is a predicted model, not a curated record. Gene Ontology annotation, biological process: ceramide biosynthetic process; sphingosine biosynthetic process. The transcript has a single exon. The coding region runs from base 1 to 1683 and encodes 560 amino acids. Lineage: Eukaryota; Fungi; Ascomycota; Saccharomycetes; Saccharomycetales; Saccharomycetaceae. Gene Ontology annotation, cellular component: endoplasmic reticulum.
AUGAAGAGCUUGGAGCGCGUUCCAGAUGUGCUUCCUUCCAGCAUCCCCAUCCCCAGCAGUGUAAUCACAGUGACGUCUUAUUUGUGGUUUUACAUGCAACGUGGAUUCAUGAACAUACCCGGUGCCCAAUAUGUAGUCGAUUAUGUUGCAAAAUCGCACCAAGAUGACCCAUAUCGUACAAUGAUUGAGAUUGCGUUAAUUAUCUAUGGAAUUAUCUAUUACUUGAACAAGCCGCGAAAACAGGGUGAACAAAUUCAACCACCAUUGUCAUUAAAGGAGGAGGAACUGCUCAUUGCUGAGUGGCAGCCUGAAGAACUUGUUGUGCAGGAUGAACGGCAAAAUUGGCGUCUAGGCAAGGUUCCAGUAUUAGCUCAGGAGGAUGAUCUAGGGCUGUAUUUCACUGUUGAGCGUGAAAAUGGAGGUGAGAAGUACACAGGUGUGUUAAAUAUGGCAUCAAAUGACUUUCUACACUUAUCACGGAAGCCUGAAGUGGUUGAAGUUGUUGAACAAACAAUUAGAAACUACGGUGUUGGUUCUUGCGGCCCUGCUGGGUUUUAUGGGAAUCAAGACGUACAUUACAAUCUAGAGUAUAAACUUGCAAGAUUUUUUGGAACAGAAAAUGCUGUUUUGUAUGGUCAAGAUUUCUGUGUUGCCUCUUCCGUUGUGCCUGCAUUCACCAAGCGUGGUGAUGUGAUCGUGGCGGACGACCAAGUCUCUGUCUCUAUGCAGAAUGCAUUGCAAUUGAGCAGAUCUACUGUCUACUACUUCAAGCACAACGACAUGAAAUCGCUAGAGGAUUUGCUUGAAGAAUUAGAUCAACGUGAACGUGCUGAUUGUUUACCUGCAAUUCCUCGUAAAUUUAUCGUCACCGAGGGCCUUUUCCACAGUUCCGGUGAUUUGGCACCUCUACCGCAAUUGGUGGAAUUAAAGGUUAGAUACCGUUACCGUUUGAUUGUAGAUGAAACAAAUUCAAUUGGUGUGCUGGGAGCCACUGGAAGAGGACUUGCAGAACAUUUUAAGAUGGAGAGAGACAACUCCAUAGAUAUUACUAUUGGUUCAUUGGCAUACUCUCUCGGUUCUUCAGGUGGCUUUGCACUUGGUGACAACAUCAUGUCACAGCACCAGCGCAUUGGAUCGAAUGCUUAUUGCUUCUCUGCAUCUCUACCACCAUACACAUGUGCUGCAGCUCUUAAAGUCCUAAAGUCCAUGGAUGAAGACAAUUCCGCUGUUCGUGCGUUGCACGCAGUCACCAAGCCCCUCCACACCUUUUUCAGUAAUGACCGUGAACUCAGAAAGUUCGUGGUAGUAACAUCCAACGAACACUCUGCUGUGCUUCAUUUGCAAUUAACCAUGGCUCUACGUGCCAGACUGUUUGGGUCUACCAACAAAUCCGUUUUCGAUGAGCUCUCCCAGCUACACGCUCGCUCGCUCACUAACAAGUACGUGGAAGCCUGGGAACAAGAAGAACUAUUUCUGCAAAGUAUUGUAGAUCGUGCGCUCCAGAGCAAAGUCCUCAUAACGAGGAAUGCUAUAGCCUUAAAGCAUGAGGCUUUGCCUAUCGUCCCCAAUUUAAAGAUAUGUGUUAAUGCCUCCAUAUCACGUGAGCAACUACUGUCCGCCUGUAAAAUCAUCAAGUCAGCUGUUCUGGAAUGCUGUAUUGCAGCAACCACGAUUGCCCUUUGA